Messenger RNA from Raphanus sativus (radish), 4736 nucleotides. Its product is annotated as ABC transporter G family member 32. Lineage: Eukaryota; Viridiplantae; Streptophyta; Magnoliopsida; Brassicales; Brassicaceae. Gene Ontology annotation, cellular component: membrane. Gene Ontology annotation, molecular function: ATP binding; ATP hydrolysis activity; ABC-type transporter activity. The record is from RefSeq and is a predicted model, not a curated record. The transcript is spliced from 24 exons. Bases 90 to 4352 code for a protein of 1420 amino acids.
CCAGCUAUCUUGUGGUGGUGUGAGAUUAAUCUGACACAAGAAGACGAAAACCUCUCAUCUCCAUUCUGACUUCAGCUUCUUCUCUCUGGAUGUGGAACUCGACGGAGAACGCAUUCUCGCGUGCGACUUCGUUCCAAGACGAAGUGGAGGACGAAGAAGAGCUUCGAUGGGCGGCGCUGCAGAGACUACCGACUUACUCUCGUGUCCGUCGCGGCAUUUUCAGGGAUGAGAUCGGUGAGCCUAAAGAGAUCAGAAUUGGUACCCUUGAAGCUAGCCACCAACGUCUUCUCCUCGAUCGCCUUGUUAACUCUGCCGAAAAUGAUCCUCAACAGUUCUUCGCUCGCGUCAGGAAGAGAUUCGACGCAGUGGAUUUGAAAUUCCCCAAGAUUGAAGUUCGGUUUCAGAAUCUGAUGGUCGAAUCAUUCGUUCAUGUUGGAAGUCGAGCGUUACCGACAAUUCCCAAUUUCAUCAUUAACAUGGCAGAAGCUUUUUUAAGGAAUAUACGUUUGUAUGGUGGGCAAAGAUGCAAAUUAACCAUCUUAGACAAUGUCAGUGGCAUUAUUAGACCUUCAAGAUUGACACUUCUACUCGGUCCUCCAAGUUCCGGAAAGACUACACUACUCUUAGCUUUAGCUGGACGCCUCGGAAACAAUCUUCAGACAUCUGGGAAAAUAACAUACAAUGGAUACAAUUUAAAAGAGAUAAUAGCGCCAAGGACGUCGGCAUAUGUAAGCCAACAGGAUUGGCAUGUGGCAGAGAUGACUGUGAGGCAAAAUCUCGAGUUUGCUGGUCGUUGUCAAGGUGUUGGAUUUAAAUAUGAUAUGCUAGUGGAGCUAGCAAGAAGGGAAAAGCUUGCAGGAAUAGUACCUGAUGAAGAUCUUGAUAUAUUUAUGAAGUCUUUAGCUCUUGGGGGACAAGAGACAAGCCUCGUGGUAGAGUACAUUAUGAAGAUUUUAGGGUUGGACACAUGUGCUGACACAUUGGUGGGAGAUGAGAUGAUUAAAGGAAUCUCAGGGGGGCAGAAGAAGCGGCUCACAACAGGGGAACUGUUAGUAGGUCCAUCAAGAGUCCUUUUCAUGGAUGAAAUAUCAAAUGGUUUAGAUAGCUCAACGACUCAUCAGAUUAUCAUGUAUUUGAGGCAUUCAACUCACGCGCUUGAAGGAACCACUGUCAUUUCUUUACUCCAACCUUCUCCCGAGACUUACGAGUUAUUCGACGAUGUCAUUCUUAUGUCCGAGGGACAGAUUAUUUACCAGGGGCCUCGUGACGAGGUUCUUGACUUCUUUUCAUCCAUGGGAUUUAGUUGCCCUGAGAGAAAAAAUGUUGCAGAUUUCUUGCAAGAGGUCACUUCGAAGAAAGACCAGCAGCAGUACUGGUCAGUCCCUUUUCGGCCUUAUAGCUAUGUACCACCUGGAAAGUUUGCUGAAGCUUUUCGUUCGUAUCCAACGGGUAAGAAGUUGGCAAAGAAACUCGAUGUUCCAUUUGAUAAGCGGUUCAAUCAUUCAGCUGCUUUAUCUACAUCCCAAUACGGUGUUAAGAGGAGUGAACUCCUCAAGAUCAACUUCUCCUGGCAGAAGCAACUGAUGAAGCAGAAUGCAUUUAUUUAUGUGUUCAAGUUUGUUCAGCUUCUUUUAGUUGCCGUGAUUACAAUGACUGUCUUUUGCCGGACAACAAUGCAUCACAACACUGUUGAUGAUGGCAACAUAUAUCUUGGGUCGCUCUACUUCUCCAUGGUCAUCAUUCUCUUUAAUGGAUUUACAGAGGUUCCUAUGCUAGUAGCCAAGCUUCCGGUCCUUUAUAAACAUAGAGACUUGCAUUUUUACCCGAGCUGGGCUUAUACAUUACCUUCUUGGCUGUUGAGCGUUCCUACUUCAAUUAUAGAGUCUGCCACAUGGGUGGCAGUUACAUAUUACACAAUUGGCUACGAUCCACAGUUCUCGAGGUUUCUUCAGCAGUUCUUGCUGUAUUUCCUUCUGCAUCAGAUGUCACUGAGUCUUUUCCGGGUGAUGGGUUCUUUAGGCCGACAUAUGAUAGUUGCCAAUACGUUUGGAUCCUUUGCAAUGCUUGUGGUCAUGACUCUUGGAGGAUUUAUAAUUUCCAGAGAUAGCAUACCCAACUGGUGGAUUUGGGGAUACUGGAUUUCUCCUUUAAUGUAUGCUCAAAAUGCAGCCUCCGUGAACGAGUUCCUCGGCCAUUCUUGGCAAAAGAGAGCUGGGAAUCACACCAACGACUCUCUUGGUUUAGCAUUGUUACAAGAAAGAAGUUUGUUCUCUGGGAGCUACUGGUAUUGGAUCGGUGUUGGUGCCUUGCUUGGGUACACAAUUCUUUUCAAUUUGCUAUUCACGCUGUUCCUAGCUUACCUCAACCCUUGGGGUAAGUUGCAAGCUGUUGUGUCCAGAGAAGAGUUAGACGAGAGAGAAAAGAAAAGGAAAGGCGAUGAGUUUGUUGUAGAACUAAGAGAGUACUUAGAGCAUUCAGGCUCAAUACAUGGGAAAUAUUUCAAGAAUCGAGGAAUGGUUCUUCCGUUUCAAAAACUCUCUCUGUCUUUCAGCAACAUCAAUUACUAUGUGGACGUUCCAUUGGGGUUAAAAGAACAAGGGAUACUAGAAGAUAGGUUACAGCUACUUGUGAAUAUUACUGGAGCUUUUAGACCAGGUGUGCUUACAGCACUGGUGGGAGUAAGUGGUGCUGGUAAAACAACUCUCAUGGAUGUUUUAGCUGGAAGAAAAACAGGUGGGACCAUAGAAGGCGACGUGUAUAUAUCUGGUUUUCCCAAAAGGCAGGAAACGUUUGCAAGAAUCUCAGGUUACUGUGAGCAGAACGAUGUUCAUUCUCCAUGCUUAACUGUUGUUGAGUCUCUACUGUUCUCUGCAUGCCUUCGUUUACCAUCAGAUAUUGACUCAGAGACGCAAAGGGCUUUUGUCCAUGAGGUGAUGGAGUUGGUGGAGCUGACCUCCUUGAGUGGAGCAUUGGUGGGACUACCUGGAGUUGAUGGCUUAUCAACUGAACAGAGGAAAAGGUUAACAAUUGCAGUCGAGCUAGUUGCAAACCCUUCUAUAGUAUUCAUGGAUGAGCCAACUUCAGGAUUGGAUGCAAGGGCUGCUGCCAUUGUGAUGAGAACUGUACGGAAUAUAGUCAACACUGGAAGAACCAUCGUCUGCACGAUUCAUCAGCCUAGCAUUGAUAUUUUUGAAUCAUUUGACGAGCUUUUGUUCAUGAAACGUGGUGGUGAGCUAAUAUAUGCCGGUCCACUCGGCCAGAAGUCUUGUGACCUUAUCAAGUAUUUCGAGUCUAUUGAAGGGGUACAAAAAAUCAAAAAGGGCCAUAAUCCGGCAGCAUGGAUGCUUGAUGUCACCUCUUCGACAGAGGAACACCGGCUUGGUGUUGAUUUUGCUGAAAUAUAUAGGAACUCAAAUCUGUGUCGACGCAAUAAGGAGCUGAUCGAAGGGCUAAGCAAGCCAAGCAAUAGUACACAAGAACUUGAGUUUCCGACCAGAUACUCUCAAUCGUUCUAUAGUCAGUUUGUUGCUUGCCUGUGGAAACAAAACUUGUCUUAUUGGCGGAACCCGCAAUACACUGCCGUUCGCUUCUUCUACACUGUGGUUAUCUCUCUAAUGCUUGGAACAAUAUGUUGGAAAUUUGGUGCCAAAAGGGACACUCAACAACAAUUAUUCAAUGCAAUGGGAUCCAUGUACGCAGCGGUUCUGUUCAUUGGAAUCACCAACGCAACCGCUGCACAGCCCGUUGUUUCUAUUGAAAGAUUUGUUUCAUACCGUGAGAGAGCAGCGGGAAUGUACUCAGCACUUCCCUUUGCAUUUGCACAGGUGUUUAUAGAGUUUCCAUACGUGUUAGCACAGUCCACUAUAUAUAGUACCAUAUUCUAUGCGAUGGCCUCUUUCGAAUGGUCAGCAGUGAAGUUCUUGUGGUACUUAUUCUUCAUGUAUUUUUCGAUUUUGUACUUCACCUUCUACGGGAUGAUGACAACAGCAAUCACUCCAAACCACAACGUUGCCGCAAUUAUAGCUGCCCCUUUUUACAUGCUUUGGAACCUCUUCAGCGGUUUCAUGAUCCCAUACAAGAGGAUUCCGUUGUGGUGGAGAUGGUACUACUGGGCAAAUCCGGUAGCAUGGACACUCUACGGUUUAUUGGUGUCUCAGUACGGUGAUAAUGAGAAACAGGUGAAGCUAUCGGACGGUGUUCAUCAAGUAAUGGUGAAACAACUUCUUGAGGAUGUGAUGGGAUACAAACAUGACUUCUUGGGUGUCUCCGCUAUUAUGGUUGUUGCCUUUUGCGUCUUCUUCUCUGUUGUCUUUGCUUUCGCCAUUAAAGCCUUCAAUUUCCAAAGAAGAUAGCUUACCAAAUCAUCAUAUACUCCAACCAACUCUCCCAUUUAUUAAUCUAUACAUACAUAUACAUGAACAGACCUAUUUAUUUAUUUAUACAUUGGAGACUUUGUAUCUGAAAAAAUGUAAUGUAUUACAUAACUUUUUCUAGGGGUGGGCGUUCGGGUACCCGUUCGGGUUCGGAUCGGGUAUUUCGGAUUUUCGGGUAUUUCGGUAUAGGAGUGUAAUAUCCAUUCGGGUAUUUCUUUAUUUCGGGUCGGGUUCGGGUAUUUUUAGUUCGGAUUCGGGUAUUUCGGGUCGGGUUUUCAGAUAUUUAGAUUUUGAAAAAAAAUAUUAAAUUUUUCAUUUCUCAAGUUUUUUUGUAUUUAAAAAAUAUAAAUUUCACUUAACAAA